This is a messenger RNA of Apaloderma vittatum (bar-tailed trogon), 2643 nucleotides long. RefSeq names its product protein phosphatase 1, regulatory subunit 9A (gene PPP1R9A). Gene Ontology annotation, molecular function: actin filament binding. The coding region runs from base 1 to 2643 and encodes 880 amino acids. Gene Ontology annotation, biological process: actin filament organization; calcium-mediated signaling; neuron projection development. Gene Ontology annotation, cellular component: postsynaptic density; actin cytoskeleton; cytoplasm. The transcript has 18 exons. Lineage: Eukaryota; Metazoa; Chordata; Aves; Trogoniformes; Trogonidae. The record is from RefSeq and is a predicted model, not a curated record.
AUGUCUGUGAAAAGCGUGGAGCAAAAAGACUCUUCAGAACUCUUGUGUGAGGCUGUUACGCAGGCAGAGACACCCAACAUGUUGGGUUUCGUUUUGACGGUCUUCAACACAUACUCCAAUGAAGACUACGACAGGAGAAAUGAUGAAGUCGACCCAGUGGCUGCAUCAGCUGAAUAUGAACUGGAGAAGCGUGUGGAAAAGCUGGAGCUCUUCCCGGUGGAACUAGAAAAAGAUGAAGAUGGACUUGGCAUAAGCAUUAUUGGAAUGGGAGUUGGAGCAGAUGCAGGACUUGAAAAACUGGGAAUAUUUGUCAAAACGGUAACAGAAGGUGGGGCGGCGGAAAGAGAUGGCAGGAUCCAAGUGAACGACCAAAUUGUGGAAGUUGAUGGCAUCAGUCUGGUUGGUGUUACGCAAAAUUUUGCUGCAACUGUUCUUAGGAACACCAAAGGGAAAGUCAGGUUUGUAAUUGGACGAGAGAAACCGGGACAAGUGAGCGAGGUUGCGCAGCUGAUCAGCCAAACCCUGGAACAAGAACGACGCCAGAGAGAGCUGCUGGAGCAGCAUUAUGCGCAGUACGAUGCAGAUGAUGAUGAGACAGGGGAAUAUGCUACAGAUGAAGAAGAUGAAGACAUGGGACCUGUCCUUCCGGGAGGUGACAUGGCUAUUGAAGUGUUUGAUCUCCCGGAAAACGAUGACAUGUUCUCCCCCAGUGAUGUGGACACCAGCAAGCUUGCUCACAAAUUCAAAGAGUUGCAAAUCAAACAUGCAGUUACAGAAGCUGAAAUUCAGAAGCUGAAGACAAAGCUGCAGGCUGCUGAGAAUGAGAAGGUGAGGUGGGAACUGGAGAAGACCCAGCUCCAGCAGAACAUCGAGGAGAACAAGGAGAGGAUGAUGAAAUUGGAGAGUUACUGGAUCGAGGCCCAAACCCUGUGUCACACGGUGAAUGAGCACCUCAAGGAGACGCAGAGCCAGUAUCAGGCUCUGGAGAAGAAAUACAACAAGGCCAAGAAGUUAAUCAAGGAUUUUCAGCAAAAAGAACUUGACUUCAUCAAACGCCAGGAAGCUGAACGAAAGAAAAUUGAAGAUUUGGAGAAAGCGCACCUUGCUGAGGUUCAAGGCUUACAAGCCCGUAUAAGAGACUUGGAAGGAGAAGUUUUCAGGUUAAUGAAGCAAAAUGGGAGCCAGGUUAACAAUAACAACAAUAUUUUUGAGAGGCAGACAUCUUUUGGAGAAGUUUCUAGAGGAGAUCCAGUGGAAAAUCUAGAUACUAAGCAAGUGUCCUGCCUGGACGGCUUAAGUCAAGAUUUCAAUGAAGCCGUGCCAGAAACGGAGCGACUGGACUCCAAAGCUCUGAAGACUCGAGCUCAGCUUUCAGUGAAGAACAAGCGGCAGAGACCUUCCAGAACACGGCUGUACGACAGCAUCAGCUCAACUGAUGGAGAAGACAGCCUUGAACGAAAGCCGCCAAACAGUCACAGUAGUCCCAUGCACAUUUCAAAAUCACCACUGCCCUUAUGCGUGAGAGCGUCCUCACCAGCAUCAGAUUCUGGUGCUUCCUCCCUGUCCCCCGUGGCUAGCAGUGCAACCAUCUCCCUUGACAACCUCACAGAAAACCAAGAAGAAGGACAGCACCACAGAGGAGGUGUCCUUCCCCUAUGUGCGCAGGGAGACACUCCGCUUUCCUCUCCUUCAAAAUCCGGGCACAGCUCUGAAGCGUCUCCUUUGCACCACCCAGCUGGCAGGAAUGUUUUAAAGGAUAAAGAUGGUGCCACAUGUGCUCAGGCAGCAAGGACAACUAGCCCUAGUGUAGGGCAUACAGAAAAACUAAAGCGAAAACUUGCAGAUCUCGGGGCUCCCUUGAGAAGGAGUUCGAACAAGGGCAAGAAGCGGAAAGAGAAAGAAGCUCUUAGGGUGACCUGCGGCAGCAGGACCGCCAGAGAGAUGCUGCAGAAAUCAGCAAACACUAAAUCUUUAGCAGAGCGAUCCUCCUCUCUCCCACACUGUGUACCCUUCACAUGGUAUGGGGAGAGUGGCAAGGGAUCCAACUCUUCUAGCAACCUGCCAUCGCCUGCCAGCUCAACCGAACCUUCCUCUGAAAAUAUAAGUCCAGCUAAAAAAGGGUCGAAGAAUUUCACGUUCAACGACGAUUUCAGUCCCAGCAGCACAAGUUCAGCUGAUCUGAGCGGUUUAGGAGCAGAACCCAAAGCCCCAGGUUUCUCGCACUCCUUAGCGCUGUCGUCAGACGAGAUCCUUGACGAUGGCCAGUCUCCUAAGCACAGCCAGUGUCAGAGCCGUGCUGUUCAGGAGUGGAGCGUGCAGCAGGUGUCCCACUGGUUGAUGAGCCUGAACCUAGAACAGUACGUUUCCGAAUUCAGCACCCAGAAUAUUAACGGGGAACAUCUCCUCCAGCUGGAUGGGAGUAAGCUCAAGGCUCUUGGUAUGACGUCUUCCCAGGACAGAGCAAUCGUUAAAAAAAAGCUAAAGGAAAUGAAGGCAUCGUUGGAGAAAGCUCGCAAAGCUCAAGAGAAAAUGGAAAAGCAAAGGGAAAAGCUUCGGAAGAAGGAACAAGAGCAACUGCAGAGGAAAUCGAAGAAAACAGACAAGUCUUCAUCAGAUGCAACAGAGGGCACUAACGAGCAGUGA